Messenger RNA from Rana temporaria (common frog), 1364 nucleotides. RefSeq names its product G protein subunit beta 3 (gene GNB3). Bases 32 to 1054 code for a protein of 340 amino acids. Gene Ontology annotation, molecular function: signaling receptor complex adaptor activity; protein binding. Gene Ontology annotation, cellular component: heterotrimeric G-protein complex; cytoplasm. The transcript has 9 exons. NCBI's taxonomy places the organism in Eukaryota, Metazoa, Chordata, Amphibia, Anura, Ranidae. Gene Ontology annotation, biological process: G protein-coupled receptor signaling pathway. The record is from RefSeq and is a predicted model, not a curated record.
CUGUCCCUCUUUGUCCCGCAGUGCUGUCAGGAUGGGGGAACUCGAGGAGCUGCGACAAGAAGCGGAGGCAUUGAAGAAGCAGAUAGCGGAGGCCAGAAAACAAUGUGCAGACACAACGCUGGACCAGGUCACCGGGGGGAUGGAGGUAGUCGGACGAAUCCAGUUGCGCACAAGACGGACGUUGCGCGGUCACCUGGCUAAAAUCUACGCCAUGCAUUGGUCAACUGACUCCAGGCUCCUGGUCAGCGCCUCCCAAGAUGGGAAAUUAAUUGUGUGGGACACAUACACCACCAACAAGGUUCACGCCAUCCCUCUGCGCUCCUCCUGGGUGAUGACUUGCUCCUACGCACCUUCCGGGAACUUUGUUGCUUGCGGCGGAUUGGACAACAUGUGCUCCAUAUACAACCUGAAGACGCGUGAAGGAAACGUCAGAGUGAGCAGGGAGCUCGCCGCCCACACAGGUUAUCUUUCUUGCUGUCGAUUCCUCGAUGACAACCAGAUUGUGACCAGUUCCGGUGACACCACCUGCGCCCUCUGGGACAUCGAGACGGGUGUACAGAAGACGGUAUUUGUGGGUCACACGGGUGACUGUAUGAGCCUGGCCGUGUCCCCCGACUUUAACCUCUUUGUCUCCGGGGCGUGCGACGCGACCGCCAAGCUGUGGGACGUCCGAGAAGGAGAAUGCAGACAGACGUUCACGGGCCACGAGUCCGACAUCAACGCCAUCUGUUUCUUCCCCAGCGGUCAGGGAAUAUGUACGGGAUCCGAUGACGCCACCUGCCGCCUGUUUGACCUGCGAGCCGACCAGGAGCUCAGCGUCUACUCCCAGGACAGCAUCAUCUGCGGCAUCACCUCCGUGGCGUUUUCCCGCAGCGGGCGCAUUCUCUUUGCCGGAUACGACGAUUUCAACUGCAACCUCUGGGACUCGCUAAAAUGCGAAAGAGUCGGUGUCCUCUCCGGCCACGACAAUCGCGUCAGCUGUCUCGGCGUCACCGUGGAUGGCAUGGCCGUGGCGACAGGAUCAUGGGACAGUUUCCUCAAGAUCUGGAACUGAAUACUUGCAAUGCUAUUUAAUGCAGCAGAGACACAAUCACUCCCCCCCCUUCUUCACCCUAUUUAACCCUAUAAAUGUACCUUGGUUUACCCCUUACCUGCCCCCCCUAGGGCUCCAGUCGGUGUUCCAGUUCCCUUCCCGUCAUUCAUUAGCGAUUGUUUGGUGACAUUGGGCCUUACGCUCACGCGGGUCUGUAGGAAGUCCUCCUUGUUGGGUGUAGCACCCUCAGGCCCUCCUCUUUUUGUUUCUUUUGCCCCCUUUGCUGCACUAAAAUAAAAUGAACGGGGGAAUCCGGUUGUUAUGGACUGCA